AGCUUCCCCGCCCGCCCUGGGAGCACAGGACGGCCUCCCAGCCAUGCAGGGGACAGUGCGGCCGUCCCCGGGCUCGGGGAGUGUGUUACGUGCCUCGUUCAGCCCGUCCUGCUCUGCUCGGGAGGGUACGGGCUCCUCCGAUUGACGUUGCCAAGGCCCUUCUCUGUCCCUGACCCUCUGCAGCAGCACCCUGGGCCAUCACGGGGCAGCGUCGGGGGGCGGUGGGGUCGCUUGGCCCACCUGGCCCUGCGCCUUCGCCGGCCUCCGAUUUCCGAGGUGCUUCCAGGGCAUCCCCCGAGGCCUCCCCGCUGCUGCCGCCUCCCCGGCCUUUGGAGGGGCCAGGCUGGAGACUCCCCACGGGAAACACCGACUCAAUAGAAACCACAGCAAGUAAACAACUGCGGGUGUGAUUGCAGCAGGACUUCUGCUUUCCCCGGGGGCUUUAACGGCGAAGCAGAGCUGUGCGAAGGCAGAGGGGAGGGGAGGACGCCGAGACGGCCGGGGAGGCAGGAGCAGGGGCCGGAGUGGGACGCCACGGCUGGGAGCAGCUAUGGGGGAUGCCUUCAUCCGGCACAUCGAGCUGCUGGGCUACGAGAAAAGGUUCUUCCCCAGCCAGCACUAUGUCUACAUGUUCCUGGUGAAGUGGAACGACCUCUCCGAAAAGCUCGUCUACCGCCGGUUUACGGAGAUAUAUGAGUUCCACAAGGCGCUGAAGGAGAUGUUCCCCAUUGAAUCUGGGGACAUCAGCAUGGAGAACCGGAUCAUCCCACACUUGCCAGCCCCGAAGUGGUUUGACGGGCAGCGCUCAACCCAGAACAGGCAGGGCACACUGGCCGAGUACUGCUACACGCUGAUCAACCUGCCCCACAAGAUCUCCCGGUGCCUGCACGUGGUCAACUUCUUCAAGGUCCGUCACGACGACAUGAACCCUGUCACAGACAGCCAGAUCAAGAAGCCCGAGGUCUUCCUCCUGCCAAAGGAUUCCAAGAAAAGCCCCAGCGACAUUACGGGCCCCAUUGUCCUGCAAACGUACCGAGCCAUCGCCGACUACGAGAAGAGCUCCACAUCCGAGAUGGCUCUAAAAGCUGGGGACAUGGUGGAUGUCGUGGAGAAGAGCGAGAGCGGCUGGUGGUUCUGCCAGUUGAAAAAUAAACGGGGCUGGGUGCCAGCUGCCUAUCUGGAGCCGAUGGAUGGUCCUGAUGAGUCUGAAGAGCAGGAGCCCAACUAUGCAGGUGAGCAGUACGUUGUCCAGAAAAGCUACACAGCCGUGGAGGAGGAUGAGCUGACCCUCAAGGAGGGUGAUACCAUCGAAGUCAUCCACAAGCUCCUUGAUGGCUGGUGGGUCAUCAGGAAGGAUGAAACCACGGGUUAUUAUCCCUCCAUGUACCUGCAGAAAGCCGGGGAGGUGAACAAGUCUGUGAAGAGUGAGCUGAGGAACCGGAGUGCUCCUCCGCGGAGAUCCACCAUCCGAAAUGUAAAGAGCAUCCACAAGCAGAGCCGGAAGCAGAUCAGCCAGGAGACCUACAGGAGGAACAGCAGGAAGUACAUUCAGAGCCGGAGGAAGAUGAAGGAAAACUUCCAGAAGGCAGACAAUGUCAUCAUUGAGAAAAACGAACAAGAGGAGAACAAGCCCAAGGCUCAACCUGCUGUUCCUCCCCGUCCCAGCAAAGACCUCAUCCUGAACCGCUGUACCGAGAGCACCCGGAGAAAGAUCCUGUGAGCUCUCAGCUCCCCCCGCACCGGCCGGCAGAUGCUUUAUGUCCUCUAGCUCCUGCACAGCUGGGACUCAGGGCUAGACUGGGGCACCCCGGAGGCUCUGGCCGCAGACCCCAGGGUGCUGCCAGCUGGAUCUGUGCAGCCCAGUGCCGGUCUUAUCCACCAUCAUGGCGAGCCCAAGAUCUCCUCAUGACACAGCGAGGAGGGACCCAGUCCCACUCCACUGGCCUGUGGGGGGGCUGAGGCUUUCACAGCCACUGGAGACUCCUCAUUCUAAACCCCCUUUGAUCCCUUAUUUGUAUUUUGAAUUAUUUUGCAUUUCUCACCAAUAAAUGAGAGGCAUAUUUCAA
This is a messenger RNA of Tyto alba (common barn owl), 2066 nucleotides long. It is a transcript of the gene NCF1, whose product is annotated as neutrophil cytosolic factor 1. The coding region runs from base 551 to 1720 and encodes 389 amino acids. Gene Ontology annotation, molecular function: phosphatidylinositol binding; superoxide-generating NADPH oxidase activator activity; protein binding. The record is from RefSeq and is a predicted model, not a curated record. NCBI's taxonomy places the organism in Eukaryota, Metazoa, Chordata, Aves, Strigiformes, Tytonidae. Gene Ontology annotation, cellular component: cytoplasm; NADPH oxidase complex. Gene Ontology annotation, biological process: superoxide anion generation; respiratory burst. The transcript has 11 exons.